UCCCGCCACUCCUCUUACACUGUACCCCAGUCGCUCCUCCGAUUCCUCCUCCUCCUCCUCCGGCUCCCGGCGACGAGGCUGUGGGUCGACAAGUACCGGCCGAGAGCUUUAGACAAGAUCAUCGCCCACGAGGAAAUCGCCCAGAACCUGAAGAAAUUGGUGUCGGAGCAUGACUGCCCCCAUCUCCUCGUCUAUGGGCCGACUGGUUCCGGCAAGAAAACCCUAGUCAUGGCCCUUCUUAAGCAAAUGUUUGGCCCUGGGGCUGAAAAGGUGAAAUUGGAGAACAAGAUGUGGAAGAUCGAUGCUGGUACACGAAUGAUAGAGCUGGUGUUGACGAUGUUAUCGAGCACACAUCAUGUUGAGAUGAAUCCCAGCGAUGCAGGUUUCCAGGAUAGGUAUAUUGUUCAGGAGAUUAUCAAGGAAAUGGCAAGAAACAGACCUGUGGAUACUAAAGGCAAAAAAGGGUUCAAAGUAUUGGUGCUGAAUGAAGUUGACAAGCUGUCAAGAGAAGGUCAACAUUCUCUCCGUAGAACAAUGGAAAAGUAUAGUGCAUCAUGCAGGCUAAUCUUGUGCUGCAACAGCUCAUCAAAAGUAACGGAGGCUGUCAGGUCUCGCUGUCUGAACAUUCGAGUGAAUGCACCUACUGAAGAGCAGAUUAUCAAAGUAUUGGAGUUCAUUGGCAAGAAGGAAAACCUGCAACUUCCACCUGGAUUCACAGCACGUAUAGCAGCUCAAUCAAACCGUAAUUUAAGAAGAGCAAUAUUGUCUUUUGAGACCUGUCGAGUGCAGCAGUAUCCAUUCACCAUAAACCAGGCAUUGCCACCCUUGGAUUGGGAACAAUAUGUUUCUGAAAUAGCAUCUGAUAUAAUGAAGGAACAGAGUCCUAAAAGGGAUCAAGGAUCACGGUCAGCAUCCAACCUCAUUUUGCCAGACUCAAGCUUUGGCUGUGGGAAUAUUGCCUCACCAAGAAAAGAGAGCAUCAGGUGGCAAAGCAGUUAUCGCAAUUGGUGUAGCGGUAGGGAUUGUUGGAAGCAUUUCGAUAGUUGGUUUUGCGGUUUUCUUUGCUAUUAGAAGAGGAAUUAUCAAGAGGCUAAUGAAGCAACCUCCAAGAAGAAUAGUAGAGCAUGCUUCAAGUGGCUACCCUUUCAAGUUGCUGGCUGACGCAAGGUACAUAUCUCAAACAAUGAAGUUGGGAGCACUUGGCAUUCCAUCUUAUAGAUCAUUUUCAGUGGAGGAGCUGGAAGCUGCUACAAAUAACUUCGAACCGUCAAGGUUCAUGGGAGAAGGCUCUCAUGGUCAG
This is a messenger RNA of Musa acuminata AAA Group (dessert banana), 1300 nucleotides long. Its product is annotated as replication factor C subunit 5-like. The record is from RefSeq and is a predicted model, not a curated record. Gene Ontology annotation, biological process: DNA repair; DNA-templated DNA replication. Gene Ontology annotation, cellular component: nucleus; DNA replication factor C complex. Lineage: Eukaryota; Viridiplantae; Streptophyta; Magnoliopsida; Zingiberales; Musaceae. The annotation marks the transcript as partial. Gene Ontology annotation, molecular function: ATP hydrolysis activity; DNA clamp loader activity. The transcript is spliced from 9 exons.